UCCUUCUGUGAUGCUAAAUAAUUGGAAUUUUAGUUCUGAAAUGCGCAGAAAAUCAAAAACCACACGUUUUCUUGGCGUUGUUUGUUAUCCGGCGUUGCGUUUUUAUUAAAGUUUAUCAUUUAUUUCUGCAGUUACAAAAUAAAAUGUAGUGUGAGGUUACUGUCCAAUGCCUGCACAUUUGUUUUUAUCCAAAAUUUGCAAUCUAAAGUACAAUAAACAUGUAGCCGCAAAUUAAAUUACAGUAGGUACGAUGUUUGCAAUAGCAGCGUUCCCAACACCCAUUUGACACCGAUGUAGGCUUAUAGAUGGAUCAUACUUAGCAUAAAGAGUAGUGAUGGCUUCACCGACUCAGCCGGACGCGGGCUGGAUGGAGCAGGCAGAGAUCGUGCUGGGCCGCAAGCUGACCUCCAUAGACUUGGUCGGCGGGAUAUACUGCACCAUCUGUCAGUCAACAUAUAGUAACAAGAAAGAAUACGACAUUCAUUACGUGGAUCAUGAAAUUGGCGAUGCCGACAUUGGGUACACCUGUGUCGUGUGUCGCAAACAGUUUACCGGCUACCCUAGCUUCCGUAACCAUUGCUACUUGGCUCAUGUUGCUAAAAACAAGCACAAGUGUGAACAUUGCUCCAGAUCAUUUUCGAAACAAUCAAUUCUGAACAAUCAUAUUGACACAACUCACAACUUCAAAUGUGAACCUUGCCAAAAAUUAUUUCCAUCUAAAAAAGAAUUGCAUACACAUCAGAUCAUACAUGGCAAGGACAAGCCUCCGUACUUUUGCCAAGAGUGUGGCAAGUCAAUUGAAAGCAUUGACAUGUGCGAGUUCCACAUAGACGAGCACUGCACCACUCUGUACACUUGCCCCAUCUGCAACGAGACAAACAACAACAAGGUGGACGCUGCUAAACAUCUUACUCAUCACUUUGGCGAAGUACUUACCGACGAAGACAUUACCGCUUCCAACAUAGGGGACCACUGCUCCAUCGAUAUCCUUGGAGGUGUCCUCUGUAACUACUGUGACGAAUUAUUCAAGAACCGAGUAGAGUUUGACACACAUUUUACUACAGAACAUGGAGACAAGCCACUGGUAUACUCCUGCAACAUUUGUGGGAAACAGUAUGACAAGUAUCAUUUGUUUGGGAACCAUUGCUAUAAUCACAUGACCAAAGAUAGAUUUGAGUGUACUGAUUGCGGUAAGACCUUCCCGCGUCUGUCCCUGCUGGUGACCCACACGGAGGCCUACCACUCGGAGGGCUCCGGGGACAAGCCCUUCCUGUGCGGGGAGUGCGGGCACGGGUUCAAGUCCCCGCGCCGCCUGUGCCAGCACACGCGCGUCGUGCACGACACCAGCGCCAUGCGCUGCACGCAGCCCGGCUGCCAGCUCACGUUCGAGUCCCUGAAGGACUUGUUGCUGCACCAGCGCUCGCACCGCGCGAGCCGCGGGCCGUGGUGCCGCCAGUGCGGCCUGCAGUUCACGACGCUGUGGUCGUGCGAGCGCCACCUGGACGUGCACCGCAAGAAGAGCUACGCGUGCCCCGUGUGCGCGCGCACGUACCGCGAGAAGUACCUCAUCCUCAAGCACAUCCCCUCGCACUUCGAGUCCGUGCUGCACGUCUGCAAGGUGUGCGGCAAGGUGUUCUCGCUGCGCAGUCGCCUCGUGCAGCACUCCAAGACCCACUCCGACCUGCGCGCGCACAAGUGCUCCGUCUGCAACAAGGGCUUCAUGAAGGCCUCGGUCCUGGAGCAGCACCUCAACAUCCACACUGGCUUCCGGCCGUACAAGUGUACCGUCUGCCCCAAGACCUUCGCGAGUCAUCCCAACUGGUACAAACACCUGCGCCGCGUUCACAACAUCGACAAAGAAGAUAUCAAAAACAGUAAAGAUAAUCAGAACAAAACUAUCACUGCUACUCGACCAUCUCCCGUUACAGCAAACGACAAUACCGAUACUAAAAUGAAAAUCGAAUCAGGAAUCGAUUCUACGAGCUCAGAAAUGUCUAUAGAAACAAACUGUUUUAUGGAGUCGGACGAUAGUACGAUGGAUAGCCUCGAUCCGACAAUCAUUGAGAAAGAUUGGUGCAUCUCGAAUGAAAAUUUCAAAAUAGAAAGUUUACAAGAAAAUAUACAGUAUACAGUUACAGAUAUGCUGCCAGUAAAUAACACUACAUUUGACUUCGACGUAUCCCAGCUGGACAGCCUGGUGGCGGAGUACGGCGCGGCGACGGCGCCGGACGGCGCGGGCGAGCUGCGCGAGUACGGGCCCGACUGCGGGCUGCCGGCGCUGGACCUGGACGACCAUCUGCUGCCGCACAUAGACCCGCGCCUCACCAUGAAGGCGCCGGCCGCGCCGCCCGCCUGGGAGCCGCUCAUCACCAAGGUAUACCACGGCUUCGACGACGCCGACCUCAACAGACUCUCCAUUCUCAAUACCGACAUAUUUUGAAACACUGUACUCCCCCGUCGCACUCGAGUGUCCGACGUGCGAUACCAUAUAAAUAGUAGAUGUUAAUAGUGAAUAAAAUAGUAUUGUACCGGCCGGGCGAGUUCGAUCGCUUCGGAUAGAUCCUCCUGUAUAGAUAUACCACAGUUCUGUUUGUGUUGCACCGGUGCUACGAUCGAAUCCGCUCGGCCACCCACACAGCUACCUCAGGCAAACUACUAUAUACCUCAGUAAUCCAUAGGAAAUAUUUUAAUGUAACUGUUGAUAUAUACAUUUAUAUAACAUAGAUCCCACCAAACAUUAGUUGGUUAAUGUUCUUUAAUCAUAUUCAUAAUAAUGCUACCUCAUUUAGUUGUUUAAGUUUAUCGCGUUAGAUUGUUGCUUAAACGUAUGCCUCGUCGUUCAGAUGUAGAACAGAAUGUAGUUAUGUGCCAUGUGAUGAGGAGCUGGUGAGACCGGACUAGACACACGUACUGCGGGCAACAUUCUGGCUCUGUGUCAUUGGAGCUGCGGACAUUUUGAUACCGCUGCACUACUGUCGCAGCCUCAAAAGAGGUGAUUCAAAUUGACUUUGACUCAGCGACACAAACUCGAAUAUAAAUAUUUCUAACUGACUAACUUUGAUCCAAUGGGACCUUCCGAGGUUUUACUCGCAUUUUUAAUUCUUAUUUUAUGCGUACUACACCACGCAUGUCUCUUAUAAAAACAAUUAUACAUGUUUCUGCAAGUUUCAGCAAUGUGUAUUGUUGUAUGUGAUGGAGUAUUUCAUCUGUUAAUAUUUAAUUCUGUAACAGAUUAAAUAGAAUGAAAAGCGGAAUAUAAUUUCCAUCUAUAACCUUCCCACUGGAUCAAAACACAUUGCCCGCAAUACGUCCGUCUUACUGUUGAACGUUUCUCCAGCUCACGGUCGACAGACGCCAGUAAAAUCUUUAAAUUGCUGUCCUUUCGGUUCCAAUAUUGUAUUAUAUUCGAUUAUUACGAUCCAAAGUUAGAGUUAGACGAUUUGGUGAACAAAUUAUUUGCAUUUGUAAAUAUUUUGGUACUUGCGGCACUUGCAUUUUCGACGCUUUUUGAGGCCGCCGUUGGUCGUAUUUAGGUUUAGGAUUUGAGGGAUGUUAGGCAAGAAGCAAUUUGACCGCUCUUUACAUAUCAGCUACGGCUGGAGCGUCAGUUUUGUAAGUGUGACUUGACAGAAAUCAUACAUAGUCACUUCUAGUCCAGAUGAGUUGUAGUCAUCAAGUGUGUUGCCUAAUGUUCUAUAGAAAGAUUCUUCUUCGAUUGAUGGUGGUAUGAUAACGUAUGUGCUACUGUACAGGGAUUUAAGUAAGACCUAAAGUAUGUUAGGAGCUAACAAGCAUUCACUAGAGGAGGACGUGUCACCGACUGGUUCCACCUGUAGGUCGUCGUAGAAGUAUCACGUUGGGCCAACGGCGGUGUGCUCAUGCAUUUGAAUUUCGAUUCCUUUAUUAUUAUUGUUAUUUUUAUUGGGAAGUCGCGACGCCAAGCGUCGUGAUUUUAGUGUAAGUGAAUCGAUAGUGCUGUGAUAUUUUUUAUGUAUAUUUAGUGUUAAGAUUAGAGAGUGUAACGUAACGAGUGAGUACAAACAAUGUUAUAAUCGCGCGAUGCGGCGAUUCGGAGAUAGAAACCCGCGGCCCGCCCCCGGCGCACUAUGCACAGGGAGUAGUGGAGUAGACACGCGACCAUGCGAGCGUCGGACCGCCACCGCCGCGCUCUGCAUGGUCGGGCGGGGCGGGCCGCACACCUAGUGCAUUCGGAAAUAGAGAAGUAAUGUUGCUACAUAAUAUGGAUGCGCGAGCAUUCUAAAUAAAUCGAAGGAAACAGGUGUUGCCACACCAAAAACAAGAAUAACUUGACAAUGUUUACUUAAGCAGGAUCAAGCUGCAAACUUAAAAUGUUGAUGUAAAUGUUAAAAAAAGAGUAAAGAAAAAUAUUUAACUCCGAAAUAUAUUUUGGAGAGAAUUAUUUACAAGUGUGGAGGAGAGGGGUCUUAGUGAUAAAGAUAUCCAAAGACUGCUAGGUAUUAUAAGUUCUUUGAACUUGAAAUUCGACUUAUAAGUCAGGGAUUUAUGCGGAAUAAAGUCAGACGUAACGAAAGCAAAUAUGUAAUAGACAACGGCGUAGCUAUCGGAUAAUCAUAGGCUUUGACACGAAAACGACAAAAUUAAAAAUGAAGCAAGUAUUUGGCGCCUCGUGACACCUGCAAAGGUAUAGGGCAGAGUUGCAUUGAUCACACACGACCUGGUACACACGGCCGAGGCCGAUGUUAGCAUGAGCGGAUCCAACGAUCCCAUGCUUUGAUAAUUACAAAAAUGUAAAAUUAAGCGCAUGCGCUAACCGGGCAAGUGGAUGUCCGGCUAGCAAUGGCGCGACCAAUAACCACGCUAGAUUGGUUCCCCAAUUGGCGGUUGCGCGGUGGACGACGAACUAAAAAAAAACAUAGUAUAAAUAAAAUAUCUUCAUGUGGCGUUAAAUUGUACAAGUUUUGCCAAGUCGAUGAUAGCAGUAUUCUAUGUCUUUUUGUCGUGGUCGGUGUUUGUAAAUCUGUAUGUCUAAUCUAAAUUAUAAAUAUAAGAAAAUGUAUAAAAAAUGUCUCCACCGCGCGACUCGUCCAAUCGCUGUCAGUUCCGUGCGAGCUUGUGACAGUUAUAAUAUACAUAGCAUUAACUCACAUACAAUAUAAGGAUGUCUUAAACCUCACCUGAGGCUUUCAUUAUUUCAAUAUAAAUAGUACUUAUUUCAAACUUCUGUAUUCAUGAAUACCAUUUUGAUGUUAAAAUUUGUUGCAAAGGGGACAAUUGCAUAUUUUCGCGGUAAAGAAACCGAAUACAGGUUGUAACAGUAGUAACUAAAGUAAGGCUGGGUACUAGUAGCGCAGUGAACUAUUAUAAUAUUAGGAUCGAGCAAAAAGUGGUGUGAGCGUUACUCACCAUAGUAGGAUGAGCGCUAUAAGUUACAAGACAUGCUGGUUCAUAGCAGGCAUCUUAAAACGAGCGCCAUGCAGCCUCAUGCACCGUGUAUCCUGUCAGGUCUGCAAACAGUUACUUGCAUGAGGUUUAAUUAACGAUGCUGGAUUCUAUUAUUAUGUCCAAAUAUAUGUAAAUAAGUGAAUUCCAGGGCUCAAACCCACGAUCUAUGCAACGGUUUCAAUUGAACACUAGUUCAACAAACUUCGGUCGAUGGCUAAAAAUGUAUUGGCUCCAAUACUUCUCUGCCAUUGACAGAACACGUUUAGGCUUAUUCUUGCACCAUAACUAAGAACGGAGCUCGAUAUCGAAGCAUUUUGCUUUCGCUUCACGUGCUGGUUGUGGCUACUCUUCUCAAACAGUAGUCCGGCCGGUAGCUGAAGUAAAUGUACUGCGAAACAUUGAUCUUGAUGACAUAGAUCUCGUUCAAUGAGAGUAGGCCUCCAACUCAGCCGAUCGUCGGGGCGAGCCUCAGAGGUUCAAUCCAACCCGAAAUUGUCUCAUUGUACCCUUUGCGACCGUAUUUGUCCCUAGCUUUUAGGUGUUAGGUUAUAGUCGAACACAGGGUAUUGUGGUUCUAUUUUAACGGAAGUGUUAAAAAACGAUUAGUAAGCGACACACAUCGCACCCGAAACAUGAUGGCUAACAUAAUACUACCCCAAUACCCAACAAGUGUACAAUAUAGGUACCGUUCUAAAUCUGUGUUAAAGUGUAAGGUGUACAGGCCGGGUUACGAUUAUACUUACAGGGAUAUCUAAAACGAAUUUUGAGAAAUACGUACGACAUAUAUACAUGUGUAGACCGCGAUACUCGAGGUAUUGCGAUAACUGGCAAACGAAUUCCUUAAACUUCGUUUUGUAAUAAAAUGAUAUCAGAUUUACAGUCUAUGUUCAUUUCAAAUGUGGUAGGACGUGCAACGGAUCGUACUGAGAGAGCAGGAGUAGGAGUCGUCAACUACUGAUGACGUUAGUAUACGGAAGGUGGCUUAGCCAAUUUGAUAUGAACGUAUUCAUAGAAGGUAAAGUUAUAGAAGAUAUUUUUCAAAUGAAUAUUUAAAAGAUGUAUUAAGUAAAAUGUUUGGAAAUAUGUAAAGUAAGGUACUGUUGUGAAGUUUAUCAAAACCCGGUCGACGUUUCAUGUAGUAAGCUAAAUAAAUUACUUUUUCAUUCGAAAUUCUUCAUUUUAGAGAUUUAAAGAAGUAAAAUGCAUAAUACAUAAGUAUACAUAAUGUAACGAACCUGCUGAGUUAUUUGGCGACGCAUUUUGGUAUUGUGAAAAUAUUUUGUACAUAAUUCUGUAAUCAAUUUUAUCCUUGACACCUAAUUCAUCUAAAAUGUAUUGAACUAUUGUAAAUGUACUUAUUUUGCCGGCAAGACUAUUUUAUGCCAAUGUGUUUUAUCGUGAAAUUAUUUUAACUUGACGUAUUGUUUUUAUUUUUUCGUAUUCGAUCAACUUUGUAAUUCUUUUUAUUAUCCAAUGAUUAUGAGUGUGAUUUUUUUAAAUUCAAGUAUUUUAAGUAGCUGCAUUUCGUAUUGUAUUUAUUGCUCACGUUUAAACGCAUGUAUGGUACAUGAAGUUACGUUGGCUUUUUAUGAACAUAAUAGUUGAAGUCUUGUCGUCUAAAUAUGUAAUCGGCCUAAGGCACAUUGAUGUUAGGCUGCUGACUAGUCGGCCAUGAUUUCAUCGAGCUUACGUGAGCGAAUUCUGAUUUUAGUAAUUUUUAGCCAAAUCAUGGCCUACUAUGCGUUCUUAGAUGGAAAGGAUAUUGAUAAUCAGCUUUUUCGCUUUGAUGUUUUUAAAACUUUUGACAUGAUAUGUAUACUUUUAAGAAACUGUAUUUUUUGUGCGUCAAGCUUCUAAUUGUAAAUAAAAACGCUGUUACAUUUUUUUCUACUAUUCGAUAACUGUACGGGAUUAUUUUAAGACGUAGUAUCAUAUAGUUAGCCAGUUAACCUGAGCAGAAAAAUGUGCAAGUUGGAAUGUACUACUAGCGGAAGGCGGCCGCCGAUACUUGUGCACUCUUCUGUCCGGGCUCAGUAUAUAAGUAAUGUACCGAACUACCUCUGCAUGCCUCCAUGGAUAACAGUAAUUAUAGAUUUCUUUUUUGUUAUUAUUGCGAAGUAACUUUACAUUUACACAUAUAUUUUGUACGUUAUAUUAAACAGAGUAAUUAUAAGGGACAUAGGUUUUACAGUUAUAUAUUAUUGCUAUAAUCAAUAUUAAGAGUUGAUGUGUGCAAAUUAGAUUUUGGUUUUAUGUAGGAUGCUACUCAAAUCUGAAUGGAAAUUAUUGAUCCUUAUACACUUCAUAAUACAAUCUGACUAGUUCAAAAUAA
This is a messenger RNA of Spodoptera litura, 7756 nucleotides long. RefSeq names its product zinc finger protein 532. Gene Ontology annotation, biological process: regulation of transcription by RNA polymerase II. The record is from RefSeq and is a predicted model, not a curated record. Gene Ontology annotation, cellular component: nucleus. Gene Ontology annotation, molecular function: DNA-binding transcription activator activity, RNA polymerase II-specific; RNA polymerase II cis-regulatory region sequence-specific DNA binding. Lineage: Eukaryota; Metazoa; Arthropoda; Insecta; Lepidoptera; Noctuidae.